AUGUGCCGUUACCCGAGAGCUAUCUAUAGUAACUUUCUCUUCUUAUUUGCUUCCAGCAUCCUUGCCACAGCAGGGACACAUUUCAACACCCAUGUGGACCUGCGGACUCUGCGGGCGGUGCGAGUGCUCAGACCCUUGAAGCUUGUCUCAGGCAUUCCUAGUUUACAGAUUGUGCUUAAGUCCAUCAUGAAGGCGAUGGUGCCUCUUCUCCAGAUAGGACUCCUCCUUUUCUUUGCUAUCUUGAUGUUUGCCAUCAUUGGUCUGGAGUUCUACAGUGGGAAACUACACCGGGCUUGCUAUGUGAAUAAUUCAGGUGAAUUACAAGAACUGGACCCACCUCAUCCCUGUGGGGUACAGGGAUGCCCUGCAGGCUACGAGUGCAGGGAAUGGAUCGGUCCCAACGAUGGGAUCACCCAGUUUGACAACAUCCUUUUUGCUGUGCUGACCGUCUUCCAGUGCAUCACCAUGGAAGGAUGGACUACAGUGCUGUACAAUACCAACGAUGCCUUAGGAGCCACCUGGAACUGGCUGUACUUCAUACCCCUCAUCAUCAUCGGAUCAUUCUUUGUUCUCAACCUUGUCCUGGGAGUGCUUUCUGGGGAAUUUGCCAAAGAGAGAGAACGGGUGGAGAACCGCCGGGCAUUCAUGAAGCUGAGGAGGCAGCAGCAGAUCGAGCGGGAGCUGAAUGGGUACCGUGCCUGGAUAGAUAAAGCAGAGGAAGUCAUGCUGGCUGAAGAGAACAAAAACUCUGGCACAUCAGCCUUAGAAGUACUUAGGAGGGCCACCAUCAAGAGGAGCCGGACAGAAGCCAUGAAUCGAGACUCUAGUGACGAGCGCGUGGAUAUCUCCUCUGUGGGUACCCCACUCGCUCGGGCCAGCAUCAAGAGUGCUAAAUUGGACGGCGCCUCCUACUUCCGGCACAAGGAGCGGCUCCUGCGCAUCUCUGUUCGUCACAUGGUGAAAUCCCAGGUGUUCUACUGGCUCGUCCUGAGCAUUGUGGCCCUCAAUACUGCUUGCGUGGCCAUUGUCCAUCACGACCAACCUGCGUGGCUCACUCACCUUCUCUACUAUGCAGAGUUUAUAUUUCUGGGUCUCUUCCUCCUGGAGAUGUCCUUGAAAAUGUAUGGGAUGGGCCCACGCCUUUACUUUCAUUCUUCAUUCAACUGCUUUGACUGUGGGGUCACAGUAGGGAGCAUCUUUGAAGUGGUUUGGGCUAUAUUCAGGCCGGGUACUUCUUUUGGGAUCAGUGUCCUACGAGCCUUGCGGCUGCUGAGAAUAUUCAAAAUCACAAAGUAUUGGGCUUCCUUGAGGAAUUUGGUGGUCUCACUGAUGAGUUCUAUGAAGUCCAUUAUCAGCCUGCUCUUCCUCCUUUUCCUCUUCAUUGUAGUCUUUGCCCUGCUUGGGAUGCAGCUGUUUGGUGGCAGGUUUAAUUUUAUGGAUGGGACUCCUUCCGCAAACUUCGACACCUUCCCUGCAGCCAUCAUGACAGUUUUCCAGAUCCUGACAGGCGAAGACUGGAAUGAAGUUAUGUACAAUGGGAUUCGUUCCCAAGGCGGUGUCCGCUCAGGGAUGUGGUCAUCCAUCUACUUCAUUGUGCUCACUCUGUUUGGCAACUACACCCUGCUUAAUGUGUUCUUGGCCAUUGCUGUGGACAACCUGGCCAAUGCGCAGGAGCUGACAAAGGAUGAGCAGGAGGAAGAGGAGGCUUUUAACCAGAAGCACGCUCUGCAGAAAGCCAAGGAGGUCAGCCCAAUGUCUGCUCCGAACAUGCCUGCGAUCGAAAGGGACAGAAGGAGGAGGCACCACAUGUCGAUGUGGGAACCACGCUCCAGCAAUCUGAGGGAUAGGAGAAGGCGCCACCACAUGUCCGUGUGGGAGCAGAGGACCAGCCAGCUCCGCCGACACAGGCAGAUGUCCAGCCAGGAGGCCAUCAACAAGGAGGAGCCCCCUCUGCUCAACCCUCACGCGAGCAUCUUUCGGAGAAGGAAGCUGCUGGAGAACUCUGGCCUCGAAAAGGAAGAGGGGGAACAAGGGGGCAAGGCAGAGCGGGCACAGGGAGAGGGCUCGGAACAGCCGCAAGUCCUGGGUUCCAAUCCUUGCCCGAGCAUCAGGGAAGACCAGAGGACCCCGUCUCCCCGAGCCAAGAGAGAGUGGGAAGGGUGGCACCACAAGUCGUUCCACGGGAACUGUGGUCUCGCUGACCAGGAGGGUGGAGGAAGCGUGGCCUUCGAGGAAAGGGCCCGGCUGAGGCACAGCCAGCGGCGCAGCCGGCACCGCAGGGUGCGGACGGAAGCCAAGGAGACCAGGUCGGCCAGCCAAGAGACGGGCCCCGAGGAGGCGAUCCCGGCAGAGGGAGAGCAGAAGAAGAGCGAGGAGGAGAAGCAGGCCCUGAUGGAAGAGGGGCCGGUGGCUGCAGAGGAGGAGCUGACGAGCGAAGCCCCGGCAAACGACACACCGCUUGCUGUGCCCCCCCAAGAACCAAACCCUGUCGAAUCCAACUUGGAGUCAUUCAAAGGCAAGGAGGCCAGCCCAGCAGAGCAAAGUGGUGGCAGCCCGGACACGAGCGAGCAGGCCCUCCUGGGCGACCUGCCAGCGGACACGUGCCGGACUAUCAGCAGGAGCGAACCCGACCUCUCGUCCAUCACCACCAACACGGAGAAGGUCGCGGAGAGCACCACCAUCAUGAUUGACGUCCAAGACUCUGCUGUGGUACAGAUUAGCAACAAGACCGAUGGAGAGGCCAGCCCUUUGAAGGAGUCCGAGACCAAGGAAGAGGAAGGGGAGGAGACAGAGAAGAAGAAAAAGCGGAAGAAGGAGAAGAGCAAGACGGGCAAGCCGAUGGUUCCGCACAGCUCUAUGUUCAUUUUCAGCACCACAAACCCGAUCCGGCGAGCCUGCCAUUACAUUGUCAACCUGCGGUACUUUGAGAUGUGCAUUCUUCUGGUGAUCGCGGCAAGUAGCAUCGCCUUGGCAGCAGAGGAUCCGGUCCUGACCAACUCGGAGAGGAAUAAAGUCCUGAGGUAUUUUGACUACGUUUUCACUGGCGUGUUCACCUUUGAGAUGGUUAUUAAGAUGAUAGACCAAGGAUUAAUACUGCAAGACGGAUCGUACUUCCGGGACCUGUGGAACAUCCUGGAUUUCAUUGUGGUGGUUGGAGCUCUGAUGGCCUUUGCUUUGGCGUAA
Molecule: messenger RNA, 3183 nt
Organism: Gekko japonicus
Lineage: Eukaryota; Metazoa; Chordata; Lepidosauria; Squamata; Gekkonidae
Product: voltage-dependent R-type calcium channel subunit alpha-1E-like
Exons: 22
Coding region: 1-3183 (1060 amino acids)
Biological process (GO): calcium ion import across plasma membrane; chemical synaptic transmission
Cellular component (GO): membrane; neuronal cell body; voltage-gated calcium channel complex
Molecular function (GO): high voltage-gated calcium channel activity
Source: RefSeq, a predicted model, not a curated record